AUGAUCUGUCCAGACUGUGGCAAAGGUAUUGAAGCAACAUUCAAAUUCUGCCCCUACUGUGGAAAACCUUUGCCUACAGAGAAGCAUGAGGAGUCCCAGUCCUUUGUUAAACCGUUUACAUCAUCCUCCCGAGGCUCAAGGAGAAAAAGGAACACCAGUUCCGAAACAUCUUCCAAGAAAGUGAAGUGGUCCAGCUAUGCUACCUCCCCCUCCUUCUCCCUCCCCUCGGAAGAUAAGAGUUCUGGAUCUGAAGACACCUUGAGUACCAGUGGGAAACCCAAAGGGAACCUGAGCAGAUCCCCAACUCCCCGUAGCAGCCCUCAGACGACCAGACAAAGCCCUCAGACCCUGAAGCGAAGCCGGAUGACCACCUCGCUGGAGGCUUUGCCAGUGGGGACGGUGUUGACAGACAAGAGUGGGCGGCGCUGGAAGCUGAGAUGCGUCCAGACCAGGGAUGACCAGGGCAUUCUCUAUGAAGCUGAGUCUGACUCCACCACCGGCAGCGAGACAAGCCCCCAGAAACAAAGAUUCUCACUUAAACUAGAUGCCAAGGAUGGGCGCUUGUUCAAUGAACAGAACUUCUUCCAGCGGGCUGCCAAGCCUUUGCAAGUGAACAAGUGGAAGAAGCUGUACUCAAUCCCGCAGCUGGCCAUCCCCACCUGCAUCGGUUUCGGCAUUCACCAGGACAAGUACAGGUUCUUGGUGUUUCCCAUCCUGGGGAGGAGCCUUCAGUCAAUCCUGGAUGACUUCCCAAAGCACGUGAUGUCGGUGAGGUCUGUGUUCCAGAUGGCCUGCCGCCUGCUGGAUGCCCUGGAGUUCCUCCAUGAGAGUGAGUACGUUCAUGGCAACAUGACAGCUAAGAAUAUCUUCGUGAAUCCACAGAACCUAUGCCAGGUGACCCUGGCAGGCUACGGCUUCACCUUCCGCUAUUCACCAGGUGGCAGACACGUGGCUUACACCGAAGGCAGCAGGAGCCCACAUGAGGGGGACCUUGAGUUCAUUAGCAUGGACCUGCACAAGGGAUGCGGGCCCUCCCGCCGCAGUGACCUCCAGACCCUAGGCUACUGUUUGCUAAAGUGGCUCUAUGGGAUCCUGCCAUGGACAAACUGCCUUCCCAACACCGAGGAGAUCAUGAAGCUGAAACAGAAGUUUCUUGACAACCCAGAGGGCCUCGUGGGACAGUGCAGUCGCUGGAUCACCCCCUCAGAGACCCUGCAGGAGUACCUGAAGGUGGUGAUGGCCCUCCAGUACGAGGAGAAGCCGCCCUACUCCACACUGAGGAACAAUCUGGAAGCCCUGCUGCAGGACCUGCGGGUAUCUGCCUACGACCCCUUGGACCUCCAGGUGGUACUCUAG
This is a messenger RNA of Rangifer tarandus platyrhynchus (Svalbard reindeer), 1356 nucleotides long. The record is from the annotation of a GenBank genome assembly. Lineage: Eukaryota; Metazoa; Chordata; Mammalia; Artiodactyla; Cervidae.